AUGAUCAAACCCAGUAUCCUUGCAACGUUGCAGGGUUCUGCUGCCCAGGAGCCAGACUUUGAACCGAUACCCUGGGAAGACCCACGCGAGAAACGAAACCCCCACAACUGGCCAAUCUGGAAGAAAUUGUUCCACACUGUUGUGCCUUGUAUUCUGGCCUUCGUGAUAUUUGACGUAUCUCGAAUUGUAUCCAUGCUCACACUCACGGUAUACACACUUGGUCUGGCCUUUGGGCCUCUAUUCAUAGCACCGCUAUCAGAGACUAUCGGCCGCCGUCCGGUCUAUGUCUUCACCUCGUCCUGUUUGUUAGCAUUCAGUGCUGGUGCCGGGGCCGCGAACAAUCUUGCAACCCUACUCGUAUGCCGUGGGCUGGCUGGGGCUUUGGGGUCUGCUGGCGUCGCAAUAGGUGCGGGCACGCUGGCUGAUAUCUGGGAUCUGGAAAAAGAGGGGGGUCCUGCAUCCUUGCUCUUCAUCCUAGGUCCUUUUCUUGGCCCCACGAUGGGCCCACUCGCCGGGGCUUAUGUUCUGAAGGAUCAAGAUAGUGACUGGAGAUGGACGCAAUGGCUCAUGGUGAUUCUCUGCGCGGUGGUCUGGCUCGGCGCGGUUCUGAUGCAGGAAACUAUGAAGGAGAGAAUCUUGAUCAAGGUCAAUGAUAGCAAAAACCACUCUGGGAAAGAGGAAGAUUCGCAACAGCAGCCGGACACCAUGAAGCCCUCCCUACAAGAAUUCAUCACUACGGGGCUUGGGAGGCCUGUGAAGCUUUUAUUCACGGAGGUCAUCGUGUUCUCAUUGACCCUGUAUACGGCGUUCGCCUACGCCAUGAUUUUCAGCUAUUUUGCCAGCUCAUCCUACGUCUUGACGGUGUAUUAUGGAUUCAACUGGCGGCAAAUUGGGCUUAGCUUUAUCAGCGUGAUCGUCGGAUAUGUUCUUGCAGCGUUCAUGUUCGGGGUUUUCGACAAGACUCUGUACGUCAGGGCGCGUGUGGCUGGGGGAGGCGUUGCCGCUCCUGAGCAUCGCCUUUACUCGGCUAUGGCAGGCAGCAUACUUUUACCAGUGGGACUAUUUUGGUACUCUUGGGAAGCUCACGCCGGCGGCCACUGGGCUGCCCUUGUCUGUGCAGGCAUCCCUUUUGGAGUGGGAGCGUUUUCUCUUUUCCUGUCAACCAUCACCUAUCUUGUUGAUGUCUAUCAAGCCGGAGCUGCAGCAUCGGCACUGGCCGCCAAUGGAGUUGUUCGAUAUAUAUUAGGAGCGACGUUCCCCCUAUUUACCGUGCAGAUGUACGAGAAACUUGGCGUGCACUGGGCGGGCAGUCUCUUUGCCUUCCUGUCACUCCUUCUGCUACCGAUUCCUUGGGCGCUUUUCAAGUACGGGGCUUCGUUGCGCGGGGGCAAGAGAUACUCGGGUUAGGAUAGUCUGAGCAUUUUUGGCACCGUAUAUGAUCGGUCCCCAUAUUUUCGGGUUGUUAUAGAUGGAGGAAAGGAAAUCGGAGUUCUUGUAGAGCUUGGUGGUUAAUUUUUCUUAAGUCUCAAGGAGGUAGGUAGUGGACUUCUCCU
Molecule: messenger RNA, 1553 nt
Organism: Aspergillus aculeatus ATCC 16872
Lineage: Eukaryota; Fungi; Ascomycota; Eurotiomycetes; Eurotiales; Aspergillaceae
Exons: 5
Coding region: 1-1407 (468 amino acids)
Biological process (GO): spermine transport; transmembrane transport; spermidine transport
Molecular function (GO): spermidine transmembrane transporter activity; spermine transmembrane transporter activity
Source: RefSeq, a predicted model, not a curated record